This is a messenger RNA of Orbicella faveolata, 3435 nucleotides long. RefSeq lists its product as uncharacterized. Gene Ontology annotation, biological process: peptidyl-tyrosine sulfation. NCBI's taxonomy places the organism in Eukaryota, Metazoa, Cnidaria, Anthozoa, Scleractinia, Merulinidae. Gene Ontology annotation, molecular function: protein-tyrosine sulfotransferase activity. Gene Ontology annotation, cellular component: Golgi apparatus. The record is from RefSeq and is a predicted model, not a curated record.
UAUCGUGACUUGUCAGUGACUCGCAGAUGAAAUAUUUGCCUUAGCCUUCGGCUUCGGAAAAUAAUUGCCACACUGUAACAGACAAGAAGCAACGAGGGACUAGUACAUAUUUACCAUGAAGUAAAGGUUUCCAUGCAACUAUUUGAUUACAGAAAACUUAAACACUACGAAUAUUGAAAUGCACGACUGUAAAUUAUUUAUUACCUUCCACAAAAGGGAUUUUAGCAGAUAUCAUGCCCAAUUUUAUGAUUUUUUUUUUUAGUGAUUUUAUUCUUCAUUUGUUAUCGUUCCUUCUCGUCCUUUUGAAAAAUAAUUAGCAUAUUUCAUGCGAUACAAGUGAAUAUGUUUUAAAAUAAUUUUACAGAGAUGUAGAAUAUUUCUUUUACUGCUGUUCGCUCGCUCGCUGCGUUACACUUCACACUACUGUCGAACAACGAAAAGGUAAGAAAUGUAUUCUAGUAAAUUAUUCCCUUAGUCUACCUCCAAAAGAAUGCGUUUUUACAGUGCGGCUUCUUGAACCAAACGCAACUUAGCAAGUUUUUUUUUGUAAAACUGACUAGUGCUAAAACAAUAAGACGAUCACGAAUUCAUUGUUUUUCUUGGGUACAACCACCUCAGAUCGAUAACUUGUGGGAAAACGAUAUAUUGUGAACAUUUGUACAGAAUUUUGUCGCGAGGCCCUAGUUAAAACCUUAGUUAACAAUGAAGGAAGGCUGAUUACUACCAGGAAAUCGACAUGAUAGAGCAAACAUUUGCAUUUGAGUUUCAUCUGAGAUCAUUACCAUGUGCGUCUAGGAGACAAUUGGCCUUCGAGCUUGCUGUUCUAUUUUUAGCUGCUACACCUUGCUGACGAGACCCAACCAAGUCGAAACAGCUGUCCACGGUUGCAAUCCUUGGCUGUGCCUCUCCUCUGAGCCCUCUACCGGUCAAUCCAAGAUGGCGGCAUCGAAAACCUGGUCCAUCGAGUGUUCCGUUCCAAUAAAACGCCUGCACUGCAGGCUGACAUGGUCUAAAUAAGACCCGUUUAAAUCUACAGGGCCAAUUAUUUUUCAGGUUAUCGAUUCACGACCACUGAGAUGCUUCUAAGACGAAAAUGGUUUCCUCUGCUGUUCACCGGGCUCUUGGCAAGCUCGUUCUUGGCUCUCUACUUUGUCAAAGUCGAGAACAGUGGAAGCUCCAUUUUCGAGGAUACGUCUUGCAAACAGCCCACCAUCCGCUCCAAAGAAAAUGCCGAGUCGCAUUUCCUUUCUCCAGCAGAGGAACUUUUCAAAUUGUACGAUGGGGUGGAGACAUUUGUAAUGUUCAUCGGAUAUCAACGAAGCAGUCACAGUUUAGUGGGCGCCAUAUUGGACGCCCACCCAGAAAUUAUCAUUCCGAGCGAGUUCGAUCUGAUGACAAGAUGGAAAAAAUACCAGGCACCAGAACUUAUACAGAACAAUUUACAGAAAUAUGCUUUAUUUUAUGACCUUCACCGUCUCUCCAUGAAACAAGCUAUGUUUGGAAUACGCGCUAACUUCAAUAAUACUAAACCUACUGGAGAGUUAACUGCUAAGUAUACAUAUCACGUGCCUGGUUUGUGGCAAGGAGGUUAUCAAAAUAAAAUUAAGGUUAUUGGAGACAAAAAAGGAGGUGUUACGUCAGGUAUACUAAUGGACCCGAGAAGUAUGAGUGAACUAGGAGAAAUCAGUCAACUUGUUCAAGUACCAAUGAAAUUCAUCCACGUCACCAGGAACCCCUUUGACAACAUAGCAACCAUGACACUUCUCAAAUCAUGUUCACGUAACGCUGCGAAAGAAUUCGAAGCGGGAGAAAAAAUAAACCGCAAGAAUUACCUAGAAAGGAGCAUUGGACAAUAUUUUGAGUUAGCUGCCUCAAAUCAACGCGUCAGAGAACGGUACAGUGAUGCAGUUCUCGAUAUUCCAGCACACGAAACAGUGCUAAGACCUCGUGAAACGCUACAAAGAUUGUGUGACCAUUUAGGUGUCACGUGUUCGGACGAUUACUUUGAAAAAUGCAGUAAAGUCAUGUUCGGAACGCCGUCAAUCACGAGGGACAAAGUAGUUUGGACUGAUGAGCAAAUAAAGCGAGUCACGGAGAUGAUGAAAAGUUAUCCUUUUCUGAAAGACUAUUCGUUUGAUAAAUACCCUUCCUAAAAAUGCGUCAAGGAUUGUUUGACUUUUAAGGUGCUAAGUCACGGUAUUUUGACCACGUACAAAUUACCAUUAAAUUGAAAGGAACCUGAAAAUAGUAGGUAACCAAGACAGAAAAACACAAAAGAGAUAAUAAUAAGUUAUAAAGGAACAAGGAUGGAGAAGAUUUGCAUGGAUUGCAAACGGCGGCAUACUUGAAAAAUUUAGACUGAAUUUUUCAAAAAAACCGUAACGUAGUUCCUUUAAACUCUCGGGUGAGCAAAUUUAUUCCUACAUAAUGCGUUAUUUUCAGGGAAGUUUUAAUUUAUUUUUAGGUUUCUUUUCAAUUUAAAUGUGUCAUGGCAUGCGUUUGUCUUUUAAUAUCAGGCCAGUUGGUACAGCUUCAACUCUGUAAGCGAAUAUUCAAAAUUUGAAUUUUGUAAUCCAGCAAUAAUGAAUACUUGCCAUGGCGAAAAAUUAAGGCUGAUGACGCAUUGAUAUCAGCCACCAUUUUAGAACGCAAUCUCUUGGAUUUCUUCAUUUUCCAAAAACGUCAUAAAACGAUAAAAAUCGAGUCAAGUUCGAUUCAAAAUCAAUGAAAUAUUGUUGAAAAGCCCUAAACACUUUGAAAUACCUGCAUGAAAUAAAAUAGUUUUCAAGUUGUAAGAACAUGUCGGCCAAAUAUGGUAACCGUGGAAACAUUACGUUUUGAGUAUAGCCUUGCAGACGGCCGGUGCGACUAAAAUUUGAAUUGACUGAGAAUGAAAUGAGAAUUCAGCAGGCAGGAAAAACUGUGCUGUCCUGAUGCAAGGUAUUGAAGUCGGGCAUCUUUUCUCACCGGUGAAGGCAUUGAAUAUUCACGAAAAGGGAUAUAUAAUUCAAAAAAGCUAUAUCAGAUUGUAAAAAGUGAAAAAAAAAAAAAAAAAUGUGAGUCUCCAAACUUUUAAUUUGGCGCCAAAAUGGGUCUUCAGCGUUCGGCACCUCACUCAUCGGUCGCUGUCGCCAGAUAGGAUAAAAGUUGUGUCAUUUUGAAUAAAAUGUGCUACCCCUCAUCAAAUUAAACCCGGAAUUCUCGAAUUUUUUGUUGUUUGCGUAGAAAAAGACCAUUAUCGUGUCGUUUCGGUAGUUCAGCUCGGUCCUGACUGCCAUUAGUUAUACCAAAUUGUUUCCAGAUCAAUUUUAAGGAACAAACGAAAGUCUAGCAGUCUAUUGCUGGUUUGCAAUAUCACGCAAUCAAAAAUAAAUAUCGUAACCCAUUCAAUGAAUUAAGUUAAGAAUCUGGGAUAUGAUAGAGGAUUGAUAUAUA